AUAUCUUCUGCAUUUGAAGAUAAGCCUUUAAAUGCGUAAUUACUGUAUGCCUGCUUGGUGAAGGAACUAUUUACAGAACCAUCAUCACUUACAGUGGCUAAACUUGCAGUAAAAAAGAUAAGGUGCUACUCACAAUCUAUUUGUGCAACUUCAGUUGGAUAAAAAAAAAUAAAAACAUCAGAAUUCGUAAAUUGUAGUAAUUCCAUUUGUGAAUCAUCACUUCAUAAUUUCUCACAAAUAUCUUUCUUGUUGGUUUCAAGGGGCUUGGUGGAGCAACACUUACGUCACUACCACCACCAACCAGCUUUGUACGGAUCACAGCCUAACAUACCCCAAAUCUUAAAUCAUUCGCCCUCGUCCACUGCUACUAACUCGCCCAAAAUAACACCCAAACUAACUAAAACGCAAUCGUUCAAACACCAAAAAUCAGAGAGCGGCUUCAGCACACCUAAAAUAUUCCGAAAGCUGUCGUUCACGAGGAAAAGCCGCGAAGGCACACCAAAGAUGAGCAAAAAGCUGAUAGGGCAGCCAGAGAAAAUCAACGAGAACCAAAUGCUGCAGGAUGUCAAUAAAAACAGACCGGAUCUGUCAAAUCCGAACCCAAGAGACGUGAGUUCCGCUAUGGUGGGCAGUGAUGGAGCAACUCUAGUGAAUCAAUACUGGGGCGUGUCACUAGUAGUGCCUCCUGGUGCGAUUCCAGAAGGUCAACAAAAGAGGAUAUACUUCGUGGUCUCGGAUCCCAGGCUGUGCGACAAUGUUCCGCCACUGGAUUUGGACAACGGUGAAAGGAUGCUGUCGCCUCUCGUAAUGUGUGGACCGCAAGGUACCGAAUUUCUGAAGCCUGUGAUCCUGAACAUCCCGCACUACGCUAACACACUGCCCAGCUUAGGAGUCAGUCUGAAAGCGACCGAUUCCGAGCAAGAGCUGCAAACGAACUGGGACAACAUCCUAUUGCCUAGCAACCAUGCAGCCAAUAGUGUGUCGGUCAAAGUUGAUCAUUUUUGAAAACGCCUUUCAUACCUUUUUACUAUGCAUUUGUGAAGCACACAAUUUCGAUGCAAUAUAUUCCGUUAACGCCAACUGGUAUCACCGUUAUUUUGUAUCCACAGAUUACUGAAAAGUAUGUUUUCUAGUAUGUGGGUUGUGUAUAGAGAUGGCAGCGUACUACCUUGACACGGUGUACAGGUAUUGGGUGUAAUGGGGAAUCCACGAAGAAUGUAACUUCCAAACGAGCAGUAUUUUUGUAGCAUAAUUUAAUUAUAAUAUAUUGCAGGCUAUAUCAGCUAUAUUUCGGUAAUAUUGUUUGCAAUAUGUUGAUACCUACGCUGGUCAGAAUUUCUCAUCAAAAGGGGUAUAAAAUCAAGAAUUGCUAAAUGAUUGCACUAAUAUAAGUAGGAUACCAAUAAUUCAGCAAUAUGACAGCGAUAAGCGAUAUGAAAAUAGGUCGCAAAUAUCAAAGGUGUAGCAAUUUCUUUACUUUAUAUUGCAGUGAAAAUAUUGCCCAAUACAAGCGUCAUAAUGUAUUCUUGUGUUGAUAUCGACUAGAGAUUCCCCUGUAAUAUUACAGGAAAUAUACAUGAUUUGACAUCUUUAUAUGGUACAUGUGCAACUGUUUUUUUAAAUUAGAACCUUGUCCUUGAAUAAAGGAUAAUCGAAAACGGCCCUUCCAGUCCAAAUUGAUAGUUAUUUGAGGCACCUGUGGUGACGUAUGCCCGAAAUCAAUAGUGGUAUAAUCGUAGCUCUCUCAUAUAAUACUAUUAUUACACAUAGUCUAAUCAUAUUAGACGAAUAUCCCGCGAAAUAAUUCUAAAGUCUGUUUUUUUUGUGCAAGUUGUUCAAGAGGGUAUUUAAAACAUGGACACAUAAAAUGGGUACACCACUUUUUGGCAGGAACGAAAAAACUCUUCAAAAAAGAUUUCUAGGUAUUUAUGAGAUCUUCAAAAUUCAACCACACGUAAAAAGAUCCGACUACUAGUAAAUUACGCCCUCUUGCUUUACUGAAUCCUUAUACCAAUAUACUUAAGACUAACAAAUGUCAAGUGAACGUUGGAGGCAUAUCAAAUCUCUUAUAAACAAUUACAGUAUACUCUUGAAAACUAUACAAGAUACAAUGCUGAAUCUUUAAUUAAUUUAUUAGGAACUAAUAACGAGCAUUUUGCGUAAUUCUUAACACGGUCAGGUCGCUACAAUUGGUUGAUAUUUGUCUACUGUUUUUUCGAUUUCUUGAGUUUAUUUUCCAACAUUUUAAACUCGCAGUCGUUUUAAUCGAACAAGAUUUCGAAAACAUACGUAUACUAAAUUAAUACUUUUAGAAAACAGGUCCAGGGAAUUUUUUUUUAUUUAUUUAUCACAAAGCACAUGCUACAUACUAAGUAGUCUAAGGCAGUUUGAAACAUAAUUGUCUUCAGUUUGCGUGCUAACUUUAUAAACAGUUAAACGCAUUCCAAUAUUGGUAUAUAUUUUCAUCUGUGACCGUGUAAAAAUUUCAGCUCUAAAUAUUUAUACACAAGAGUAUAAAUAAAUCUUGAAAAAAAUUGUUUUCUUCGUAACAAAAGGUGAUAGACACAUCCGCUUUGUUUUAAAAUGUAUAUAAUAAAGUAUGUUUUUCGAAUAUCAUAGCAAAAUAAGAAAAAAUGUAACCCUUCGUUUUUCGCAUAAAAAUAACAAUUAACUUUGGAAAUGGUUUAUGAUUCACAUCGGCAAGGUAAAUUCGUGUAUUUUGCUUAUAAAUAUAUAAAUGCCCCUUGAAUGAACUCUGUAUAUUGCUCAGCAAAUUGGUAAUGAUGGCCGGAAUACAGAUGUUUUGGGAUAAACAAUUGGAAUUUCUCAAAAACUACUUGACCAAUCGACUCCAAUUUUGUUGUGGUUAUUUCAAGUAGCUGCGUGAAAUUAUCGUCGGUUUAGCAAGUGCUACAUGUAAAACCUGCAUUUUACCUCUUUUCACGUGUGGUCUCAUUUUGUAGGUCUCAUAAAUUUCUAAAAAUCUUAUUUGAAGAGUUUUUUCGUUCAUGCCAAAACUUUCAUUUUAAUCCCAAAAAACACGUUUUCUCAUUCUUUGUUGUCGAAUAAAAAGUUUUCCCACAAAAAUUGGUGUACCCAUUUCAUGCGUCCAUGUUUUAAACACGCCGUUGAACAACUUGCAUCAAUAAAACCCGACUUUACAAUUAUUUCGAGGAAAUUUGCUAAUAUGAUUAGACUAACAGCCGUUAUAACGAUUUCUUGAUUUAUUCUAGUUUGAGGUCCUGAUUCGUAAAACAACUUUGUGUUCAGGCAUCUCAAAUUGAGAUGUAUUUGCUAUGUAUUAUCUUGAUUACUGCUUGGAUAUAUUCUCAAAUAUCAGGAUACCUGUAUACCUUAUAUGCUUGUUGAUAUUCGAAUUUUUUUGAAAACCUAAUUUAGUAAGAUUCGUGAUGCAUAUAAAUUUUAUUUUUUAUAUAUUGUUCGUAAGUCUCAUUUUUAAUCCUAUUUCUAGGUUCUUGUAAUGUGAAUGUCUUUAAUUCAUAAGAAAAUUGUUUUAUAAAAAAUUAUAAAAUACAAAGUUGUC
Acanthoscelides obtectus is the source of this 3544-nucleotide messenger RNA. NCBI's taxonomy places the organism in Eukaryota, Metazoa, Arthropoda, Insecta, Coleoptera, Chrysomelidae. The record is from the annotation of a GenBank genome assembly.